This is a messenger RNA of Dermacentor andersoni, 4978 nucleotides long. RefSeq lists its product as uncharacterized. NCBI's taxonomy places the organism in Eukaryota, Metazoa, Arthropoda, Arachnida, Ixodida, Ixodidae. The record is from RefSeq and is a predicted model, not a curated record. Gene Ontology annotation, molecular function: DNA binding.
ACGUCUUUGCUGUCUUUGCGGCAGAGCACGUGCGGUACGCUAGCGGUGCGGUUGUGUCAGCUGGCAGUGCGGUCUCAGCUCGUUGGGUCAGGCAGAAUGUUUACAAACGUCGACGUCCGCGGCGUGGCACGAGGACGCUGCUCUCGCGACAAGUGCGAAUGCGACGGCUUUUCGCGCUCCCACACAGAAGUAAACGUCGGCGGAAGCGAGGUAGUCCAGUGCGGCUGGUGUUGCUACUGCGGACAUUCGCCAGUCUGUCACACUCGCGUUGGUGCAAACGUCCUUGGACAGGAGGAAAUUGUUUCAGUCAGCUGGCAGGCUGCCCGGCCACCAUCGCUUGACCUGUCGGUGUGUCAGGGCUGGGACGGUGACAAGUUGGAACCAGCACAGCCCCUGAUUGACGAUGAUGUCAUUCUGGUGGAAUCGGAGGACGAGAAGCCUGCCUUACCCGAUGAACACCAACAGCUAGAGCAGCGCAAGGAUGAUCCCUCUUCGGGUGUCUCCCCUUCAAACAGCGAUCUUCUGCAGCGGGUCGAGGAGCUCAAACGGGAGAAUGAUCAGCUAAAGGAGCAUUUCGCUGAUAGAAAAUUCCUUUCUGAAUCAAUUUCCAAGAUGUUGGAAUUGGGGAAGAGCCUUCAGCAACUGCUACCCGAACGAGAGAACAGAGACGAGAACAAUCCCAGGAACAGUGGCGUGACAAGUGCAGACAGCAAACUGCUGCCUGAACAAGAGGACGGUCCCGUGAGCUUUUCAAGAAAGGGUCGGAGGAACGUUCCACGGAAGGGUUUACGAAAGGGUCUUCGGAAGGGUCUCAGGAGGAAUUCCAGAAUUAAUGGAAGCAGCAGCACACUGGACAGCGGCAUAUGUAAUGACUCGUCCAUGGUGGAUAUCGGUAAUGGCGUCUUGGUGGAGGAAAAGCAACUGGAUGAGCUUUUCAAGUCCCACACCACCAGUGCAACCAAGUUUGGCCGCUGCCUCCUUCGCAUAGUCUUCACUCCGGAUGAACUACAAGGAAAGUGCCUCAUGGGGAGGAACAGCAAAGGAGCCGCCAAGCAGCCACUGGACUACAUCCGUGUGAGAGCUGUCAUAGACUAUACCUGCUCCAAGUUCGGUGUAAACAGACAACGCUUGAGGGCAAGCCUUUCUGCCAUGAUGUCUUACUGUCAAACUUGAAUAAGUCCACCUCUGUCAUUUCGUUGACGUCCACGUCAGCUCGGAAAAAUUGUUUAGCAUCCGCAAGUGUGGUUGCUGAGUAUUUGGGCAAGUUGCAAGUGAUCUGUGAUUCAUUUCUCACUGAAUUACCCUCAAAUUUUCCAGCUCAUUAUGAUACAUUGCAAUAUAGCAUGGCUUUUGUUGUUUAGCUUAAUGCUCACAACCAUUUAAAAUAUUUUUUAAAGAUAAAAUACUCAUUAAAUACCCAAGUGAUUUCAUCACAAUGUGAUUUUUGUAUGCCAAAGAAAUUUUAAUAAAUGCCAAGCUGUGAUAUUAACAAAGGUUUGUAAGAAGGAAGUGCAAUAUGCCAGUUUUCUACACACCAUAUUUAUACUUAUUUCUUGCUCUACCUUGGGUUUUUAAAGUUGUACUUGGUUUGUUUUUAGCUUAUUUAAGGCUUUGGAGGAAGUAUGGCCCAAUUUAACAGUAUGUGGUUCCUGUGGUUGACGCUUAUAUUUCCAGCAUCAUUGUUGAUCUCAUUUUUGAGUACCUUGCAUGGAGUUGUGAUCAUUGUUCAUCAGCUUGUAAUUUGGUACAAGCUUUGUAUGACAAGACAAUGGCAUGGCUGACAUGCUUUCGUGGUACCAUUUGGAGCUUUAGUGGGCAGGACUGUAAGAGGAGCACAAAUUUUAACAAUGACGAGCAUGCUAAUUGUUUUAAAAGCCUGCCCGUAUAAAUGUUGGGAUUUACAAGCUACUAUGGGCCUAUCGGAGACGUAAAUGUGAAAAGAUGUUGGUGGUGCCGUCGUGAGAAAUGGAAGCAGAGGUGUUAUUUUAAUGAGGAGCUGUAUUUUAAUUAGCUGAUGUUGUGAAGAGUCGGCAUUUGCAUCACCAAGAAGAUGCAUUCCUUUUAUUUUCCUUUGAUGAGAACACUUGUGCAACGCAAGUGUUUCUAAUAUGUGAUUGUACAAAGCGUCACCAUAAGGUGUUGUUAGCAGUGCUGCUUGUACUGUGCACUUUUCUUGUAUUCUGGAAACAGUAAAGGUUGUGACAUGCUAAAACUCUCUACUGAUGCCCUCUAUGUGCUGUUCUUCGGAGGCCACUCUGAUUAUUGCUGUUUUUUUACUUGACAUUUCGUAGCCUGCUGCAUGUUUUGUUUUGUGCAUAUUUGUGUCGUUCUGUGCAGUGAUCCAGAUUACACUGCACAUUGGUACUUCGAUAUUCCACCACAAGUUUUUCUGUAGUGUUGCUGUUACACUGUUUGUAAUAGCUAUCGUAUUGCUACUGCAUACUUUGUGGUGCAGAUGUACUUGUACAAGUAUAGUUGGUGUAAUAAUAGUUCUACCGUCCAACACAAAUGAGUUAUCGAUCAGUUUGUCAUUGGGACUUGCAGUAGGCGGUGUUAUGCAACAGCUGGCAGCACAUAGCUUAGGAGCUAGAUUGUCUGAGCGAACCUGUGUCGUUUCAGAACAGUGAAAAUACUAUAAAGUCCCAGUAUGGUGGCUUGAUGCCUGGGGCUGUAUCCCUGCAUGACCACUUUCGCGUGAUUGGCAUCGGGUGCAUCAGCAUCUGCGAACGACCACCUUGGCAUGAUGGCAAGCACGCUGCAUCGCAGUGCUGGGAGAGCUGUCAACUGUAGACGUCGACACUUCCGGUGGUAAUUGACCGAAAGUAUCGCCAUCUGGCAGUACAAAGAAUAAAUGUAUGAGCUACGAUGUCUGUGUUCAUCUCUGUGGUUUCAAAAUGGUGAAAAUCGUAUGGAGCCCCAGUAUGGCAUCCAGACAACAUCCGUGGCUGUGUUCUUGUACGACUACUUUCGCAGAUACUUCAUCGUGAUUGGCAUUGGGUGCAUCACUGUCUGCGAACGACUGCCUUAGCACAGUGCCAAGCACACAGACUCAUCGCAGUGCUUCGUAGAACUGUCGCUUGUAGACAAUUACAUGUGGAGCCUCGCAAAAGCAUCCCCGAAAGUAAUCUUCCAAGAAUCUUCCAGGAAAAGUGGAGAGAGUGUCUAUAUAAGUUGCAAGGGUCGCCUCCUGAAAUCAUGGGUUCGUGGCACUUCAUUGUCUAUGCUAUUAUUGAACUAAUUUGUAAAAUUCUUGCGGUAGAACACUCCUUAGAGGACGUGUAACAACUUGCAGCAUGUAACCAAAAUUUGCUAUGUGUCCUGGUUAUGGGGCCCAUUUGACGUAGUGCAAACCUAUGAUUUAGGGAGGCGAGCGUCACCGCCAGCAUAGACAACCUCUACACUUUACCAGUCAUGCCUCUGCAAGCAAAGCUCCUUAACCAUGUUCUCCCUUACGAGGGCUGGAGGAUCGCGUGGCGCAUAUGUCACGGGUCCCACUUUCUUUUCUCGCCCUUUCUUGCUGCGCAGCGCACUUCCGCGGAUGGCCGCUCACGCAAGCUGUUGUGCUUGCCUCGUUUUGCGUAGUGCAUGAACUUGUGCGCUUUGCACGGGAACACCUGACUAGUGGUAUAAAUCGGUGCUACACGAACACUGAGGCAGAUGCAAGCAAAUCACAGAGCAUGAUCGCGCACUGUAACAUGGCAGAAAAUGAUAGUUUAGUCCUCGGUGUGUGCGACACCACUUUGUUGGGAACAAGCAGAUGAAACACAUGUACAUCGCUUUGCUGCGGUGUGAAGUAAAACAAAAACAUGCAGAUAUUCGGUUUGUGCAUUUCUGUAAACAUUAAUUUGUCUAUUGAAAUAACAGAUGUUGCCUUGCAUAAUUUCACGCAAUAAUGCUAAAACGUCUUGUCAGCUCUCCUUUAAUCUUUGCUCGUCCAACAAUGCAAGCAUAGAAGCCAUUUGAAGCACAUUCAUUGUUUAUUACUGUGCAAUAACUUCCAUAUGGUCCGUUCCGAUACUAUCGUUGAUUUGGCUUUUUACUUGGUUUAUCAGCAGUGUUGCAAAGCAUGCUUUCUCUAUAAAACUUACUUUGUUGGUUUGGCUGAUCUCAAGUUGCGUUAUUGCUUUAUGAGUAGUUUCUCAGAUAUCACAAUGGUAUUAGUAAAUAUUUGGCUUGAAAGAUCAGUCAAGCCUCUGCAGUGCUUCAGGAAGUGCACCAUUGUUGCAGGGUUAUUCAAGUGAACUUACUUUGGUGUCUAGGUCGUGGGUACAGCACUGAGAAUGACAGCAUAUUGCAGCCAUUUCACUGUUUUCAAACCUGAGCUACAACAUUAACGUGGUGAAAUCGAUACAUGAGGCAGGUGAAAGUCAGGUGGUGAAAGAUCUAAUUUUGCUUGCACUUUCAAAUGUUGAAAAAUUUAUCUGGAAGUGAAUAAUGCAGGUUAGGCUAGUCGGUGUUGAUGGAUUUAGUACAUGUAUGACACAGUUCCUGGUGCGAACAAGACUACAGAUGGGACAGGACGGAUCGUUCUGUCCUGUCCCACCUUUUUUCCGUAGUCUUGUUUGUGCUAGUAACUGUCACAGCAAACCUGUCUGGAAGUGAUUUUGAAAAUGCUUUCUAGUAUCCAGUCUUAUAGAAAAACUGAUUUUGUGGCGAAGAUUUUCGUAGCUACUCUGUCAGUGGCCAUGCACUAUGCAACACAUUUGUGUUAGUAUGUAUGUUUGAAAGCUCUGUGAUAUUUGCUCUGGCAGUUGUUUCCUAUCAAGCAUGUGGCUUCUGGUCAAAUGGGCUUUCAUUUUUUGUGUUUUAAGUGCAUUAGAGAUGUUCUCAGCAGUUGUAUGUUCUGGAGAACGCUCUACAACAGACAUACAAUUGCAUGGUUUAUUCCAAUUUCAUACAGCUGGUGAAGCUGCUUAGAGCCAAAGUAUGUGAAGUAAACUUUUCAUAAAGCGAUUAAAUGCUAUUUCUCAAAGUGCAA